CCCACAAGGCCGCGCAAGCCGCGGCGGCUGCCGGGAGUUGUAGUUCUCUCUGUGCGUCCUGCGUCCGCCGAGGAAGAGGGCGGAGCUGCCGGCGGCCCGGGCGGGCUGGCAGCUAGAGUCGGUGCGAGAGCCGCCUCCGCUGCUGCCGCUGCCGCUGCCUCCUCCGCCCGGGCCGUUCGUUGCUGCGCGGGGAGAGCGAGGCGGGGCCGCCAGGGCCGCCAUGGAGCCCGACUCGGUGAUUGAGGACAAGACCAUCGAGCUCAUGUGUUCUGUGCCAAGGUCUUUGUGGCUAGGCUGCGCCAACCUGGUAGAGAGCAUGUGCGCACUGAGUUGCCUGCAGAGCAUGCCCAGUGUCAGAUGUCUCCAGAACACUUCAGUUAUGGAAGAUCAAAAUGAAGAUGAGUCCCCAAAGAAAAAUACUCUUUGGCAGAUAAGUAAUGGAACCUCAUCUGUGAUCGUCUCCAGGAAGAGGCCAUCAGAGGGAAACUAUCAGAAGGAAAAGGACUUAUGUAUUAAAUAUUUUGACCAGUGGUCUGAAUCAGAUCAAGUGGAAUUUGUGGAGCAUCUUAUUUCACGAAUGUGUCAUUACCAGCAUGGACAUAUUAACUCUUACCUGAAGCCCAUGUUGCAGCGGGACUUCAUUACUGCUUUACCAGAGCAAGGCUUAGAUCACAUAGCAGAAAACAUUCUUUCCUACCUGGAUGCCAGGUCUCUCUGUGCAGCAGAGCUUGUGUGUAAGGAAUGGCAGCGCGUGAUCUCAGAAGGGAUGCUUUGGAAGAAGCUAAUUGAGAGAAUGGUGCGCACUGACCCUCUGUGGAAGGGACUCUCGGAAAGAAGAGGGUGGGAUCAGUACCUGUUUAAAAACAGACCUACAGAUGGCCCUCCCAACUCAUUUUAUAGAUCAUUAUACCCAAAGAUUAUCCAGGAUAUAGAGACUAUAGAAUCUAACUGGAGGUGUGGACGACACAACUUGCAGAGGAUUCAGUGCCGCUCUGAAAAUAGUAAAGGUGUCUACUGUUUACAGUAUGAUGAUGAAAAGAUUAUCAGUGGCUUACGAGAUAAUUCCAUUAAGAUCUGGGAUAAAACCAGCCUGGAAUGUUUGAAAGUGCUAACAGGACACACGGGCUCUGUGCUCUGCCUCCAGUAUGACGAGCGUGUCAUUGUGACUGGUUCUUCAGACUCGACUGUUAGAGUCUGGGAUGUGAAUACUGGUGAAGUUCUCAACACACUCAUUCAUCACAAUGAAGCUGUGCUGCACUUGCGCUUCAGCAACGGGCUGAUGGUGACUUGUUCCAAGGACCGUUCCAUUGCUGUGUGGGACAUGGCUUCUGCCACUGAUAUCACUUUACGCCGUGUCCUGGUUGGCCACCGUGCUGCUGUAAAUGUAGUAGACUUUGACGAUAAGUACAUCGUGUCUGCCUCUGGAGACAGGACCAUUAAAGUCUGGAGCACCAGCACCUGUGAAUUUGUUCGUACUCUCAAUGGGCACAAGCGAGGCAUUGCCUGUCUCCAGUACCGGGAUCGACUGGUUGUUAGUGGAUCAUCAGAUAAUACUAUCAGGCUAUGGGAUAUCGAAUGUGGUGCCUGUUUAAGAGUCCUAGAGGGGCAUGAAGAAUUGGUCCGAUGCAUCCGGUUUGACAACAAGAGGAUUGUCAGUGGUGCCUAUGAUGGGAAAAUUAAAGUCUGGGACUUGCAAGCUGCUCUUGACCCUCGAGCCCCAGCGAGCACAUUGUGUUUACGCACCUUGGUGGAACAUUCUGGACGUGUGUUUCGACUGCAGUUUGAUGAGUUUCAGAUCAUCAGCAGCUCCCAUGAUGACACUAUUUUGAUCUGGGAUUUCUUAAAUGUGCCUCCCAGUGCCCAGAGUGAGACACGCUCUCCCUCCAGAACCUACACUUACAUCUCCAGAUAACAGUCUGCACCCACCCGACAGGGUUUCCUGGUCUUGAACUACUGGCUACAUGGCUACCACAUGCCUAAGGGAGUUCGUUCAUAGCUGAGUUCUGGGGCUGGACUUGGUUCUAGACGCUGGGUAGAUGCAAAGCAGCCUCACUCUUCAAGCUCCGACAUUUCUCACUGCUGGCCCGGCUCUACUUGGAGAAGGGCACCUUAGCUCACCACUUCAAGUAGAACGAAGCUCAUUCCCUCCCUGUCAGUGCAAACCCUAAUGCUUCAAAUGCACAUUGUUCAUACAAAAGGAACACAUGCUGUCUGUCCUGCAGAAGCAAUCGACCGUCAAGAGAAGACUUGGCCUCUAAUUUAUAUUGCUUUGCACUUUGGUCUGAUACUAAAAACAGCAUUCUUCAGUGAAACGUUGGGUGCCAAACACCUACCCAGAGUGUCCAGGGCUUUCCUUCAAAAGCCAGCAUCCCCUUUAGACCUUCUCAGACACUAUUGAGUUCUGCCUGUGUUAGGAAUGUGUGGGACAAUGGGAAAAUCUCCCGGAUUGUUUUAAUAUUUUUGGAUUACACUUUCUGUACUGGUUUCUUUUAAUUUAAAGAAUAAGCCAGUUAUAUUAUCUUUCCACAGGUAAUAUAGCUAUUUUCUUUUAUUAAUUGUUCUCUGUUCCCCCACCAUUCCUCAAUAUUUGAUAGAGUAACACCUUUAUCCACGUGCUUGCCUCCUAAUUUAAAAUACUGUUUCCGCAUGUAGAUAUAAUGUACAUAACAAUUCAAGCUCAAGGUUGCCGGAACCGGGCCCCCUGUGUCUGAGACACUAAUAUGAGUGUGUUCGCACCUAGCCACAGGUGGGCCCAAGAACCUGACUCCAAGGUUGCUGUGAUUACCUAGAAACCUGCAGUAUUCAUUCGGGGUUUUAUUUUGUUGCUGUCAUUGUGUGUAUUGUGUGUAUUUUUAAUGGGAAUCUUGUUUGAAGAUGUAACCAGGAGUUUAACACGUUUUAUUUGUUGUACAGCAUUUGCAGUGGACAGGUACCUUCACAGUCUCUGCGUCGCUGAUCUUUUCCUCAUGAGUCCCGUCCCUGUCCCCUGUCUCCCCCAACACUUCCCCGAAAACUAAUGGUCACCUCUUUUGGUGGUCAUUGAGUUGUCUCUCCAAGCUGGAUUUCUGUGUGGUAGAAAUGCUGAAACAGGGCGAAGAAGGUCCUGUUGACGGGACUCCUUGACCCUGGGCUCCUGCGCUCUGGUGAGGUGUUGGGGGCUGCUGGUGAGUUGGAGCCUGCGGAGCUGGUCAGCUGUUCAGAGCUCACUCUGAGGGUCAGGCUCUCUCUCCUGUAUGGAGCACAGCCUCAGGUCAGAAUCCCAUCCCUGUCAGCUCCAGUGUCACCCAUUACUGUGGUUCUCAAAGCCCCCCAUUGGGAGUGGUGCAUGGACAGGAUACUGGUUGGCACCAGAUUCCCUCUUCCAAUAUUAGAUUUUGAUUUGUUUCCAAAGAUCAAGGAAUGUCAGUACCAUUUAGAGGACCAAGCCCUCCCUGUGAUGAAGCCUCUUCCCAUGGAAGCAUAGUCUACGACUAAAGAGGACUCGGCCCUGCCUGUCCUUGGCUUGAAACACCCUGGGAUCAAUGUGGGGGGGGGUGAUCUGUUUACUGGGUUGGCUUUGCUUUUUACUUUUUAUUUUUUUGAUAUAUCCUUCUUACAUGCUUCUAAAUUCUGUUUCUGAGAGGUGGAGUCUCAUAGUGUAAAGAAAGUAGAGUUCUGUCCAUAAGGAGGGUGGGAACUUGACAGUGGUGGUGACUGUCCCUCAGCUUCGGCCACUCCACCUCACAGCUGAUCACCCACCUGGCAGGAGCGCCCAGUGGAAGGGAGGGGCGGGAAGGAGGGGAAUUCUGAACCAUUGGAUUUUUCUGUUGUUUUUGCAUGUUUAAUAUAGAAAUUCCUCUGGCUCCGUGGGAAAUCAUGGCCUUUGAAUAUGCACACAACCUUUGAAUUGUGCCUACUGAAUUAUAGCAGGGGACUUUGGCACCUGAGGAGUUCCAACUCGUGGGGAUUACAAAAGUAAUUCUCCACGUACUCUGGACUUUAUUUUGCUAACCAUAAUUGAGCAACUGUAAAUUACUGCUAUAUUAAUGUGUUAAAGCACUGGGAUAGUGUAAUUCUAACUUGUAAUUAAUUAUGUUUGCCAAUUAUCUGUUUGAAAUAAAUUUGUGUCUGAACAGCUAUUGGAACUGUUAAAUUGUACAGAUAUUAUUACGGCUUUGUACUGUGGAAUGUGCUUAAUAAAAAACAAGUUUGACCUUUGUCCAAUAAAUUGCUAAGUAAUGUCAAUAAAUGAAGUAUGAGUAUUAUGCAGUACACCUAACCUGGCUUUAUGCAAUUGUUACUUCAGCUACUAAUUCAAAGCCAAUACUCUUAAUAAAGUGUUGCAAUACUC
This is a messenger RNA of Nannospalax galili (Upper Galilee mountains blind mole rat), 4330 nucleotides long. It is a transcript of the gene Fbxw11, whose product is annotated as F-box and WD repeat domain containing 11. The transcript has 14 exons. NCBI's taxonomy places the organism in Eukaryota, Metazoa, Chordata, Mammalia, Rodentia, Spalacidae. The record is from RefSeq and is a predicted model, not a curated record. Gene Ontology annotation, molecular function: protein dimerization activity. The coding region runs from base 221 to 1912 and encodes 563 amino acids.